UUUUCAUACAUAUCUCCACUUCCUUCACUCUUCAAAUUCAUAUUUUCAUCACAAAAAAGAAAAAUAACAAACACCCAAUUCACCCAUUGACUUUAAUUUUCAAGAUUGAGAAUUUUUUUUUUUGAAAUUUGGAGUAAAUGGGGUUCAAAAGAGGAGUUUUUUCUUGUUGUUUUUGUGUAGUUUUUGCUGUUGUUUUGCUGAAUUCUUGUGUUUUGGUUAUUGGAGGUGAUAUAGUUCAUCAAGAUAAUGUAGCUCCACAUCGGCCUGGUUGUAACAACAAUUUUGUGCUGGUAAAAGUUCCAACGUGGGUUAACGGGAAUGAAGUAACUCAGUUUGUUGGCCUUGGUGCUCGAUUUGGCCCCACAUUGGAAUCAAAGGAGAAGCGUGCUAAUCAGACGAGGCUUGCUUUUGCAGACCCACCAGAUUGUUGUAGCAUGCCUAGGAAUAAGCUCACCAGUGAGGCCAUCCUGGUGCACCGAGGUAAUUGCAGUUUCACCACAAAAGCAAAAGUUGCAGAAGCUGCUGGUGCUUCAGCAAUCAUCAUUAUAAACAAUCAAACAGAGCUCUUCAAGAUGGUUUGUGAUCCCGGUGAAUCUGAUGUGGACAUCGGUAUCCCUGCUGUAAUGCUGCCACAAGAUGCAGGUACAAGCCUGAUAGAGUUUCUCAGGAACAGUUCUACAGUUUCUGUGCAGAUGUACUCUCCGAAACGUCCAGCGGUUGAUGUAGCUGAAGUGUUUCUAUGGCUUAUGUCAGUUGUUACGAUUUUAUGUGCUUCUUAUUGGUCUGCAUGGAGUGCUAGAGAAGCCGCAAUCGAGCAGGACAAGUUCUUAAAAGAUGGCUCAGAUGAUUAUGGUGGCAAGGAGGUAACUCAUUCUGGUGGUGUAUUAGACAUCAACACAAUAUCAGCACUUCUGUUCGUGGUGGUUGCAUCCUGCUUCUUGAUUAUGCUUUACAAAUUGAUGUCCUUCUGGUUUAUUGAGGUUCUGGUGGUUCUAUUUUGCAUCGGCGGUGUAGAGGGUCUACAAACCUGUUUGGUGACCUUGUUAUCAUGUUUCAGAUGGUUUGAACAUGCUCAAGAAUCAUUUCUUAAAGUUCCACUUCUGGGGCCCGUUUCAUAUCUCACUCUGGCAAUUUCUCCUUUCUGCUUAGCUUUCGCUAUUAUGUGGGCGGUUUUCCGUCAUGUCUCCUUUGCUUGGAUAGGUCAAGACAUACUUGGUAUGGCAUUGAUCAUCACUGUUCUUCAGAUCAUACGAGUUCCCAAUCUCAAGGUGGGAACAGUUCUUCUUACUUGUGCUUUCUUCUAUGACAUUUUUUGGGUAUUUGUUUCCAAAUGGGUGUUUCACAAGAGUGUGAUGAUAGAGGUUGCACGUGGUUAUAAAAGCGGAGAAGAAGGAAUUCCCAUGUUACUAAAAAUCCCGCGAAUAUGUGAUCCCUGGGGUGGCUACAGCAUCAUUGGGUUUGGCGACAUAAUUUUACCAGGAUUACUAGUAGCAUUUUCAUUAAGAUAUGACUGGCUGUGCAAGAAGAGCCUUCGAGCCGGUUAUUUUCUAUGGACUAUGACUGCUUAUGGUUUAGGUUUGUUUGCAACAUAUGUGGCUCUGAACUUGAUGGACGGCCAUGGUCAACCUGCUUUGCUAUAUAUAGUUCCGUCCACAUUAGGCACAUUUUUGAUGUUGUCAGCCAAAAGAGGUGAGCUGAAGCAUCUAUGGACAAGAGGAGAACCAUAUAGGAUUUGCCCGCAUAUCCAGCUUCAACCGGCCGAGUAAUUCGAUAUCGUACUCUCUCUGUAAUCACAUAUAGCUCUGAUUUGUCUACAUACAAAGUUAGGGUACAUAUGUUUAGAAAUCUGAAAGAGGUUAGAGUUCUCAAAGUCAUAGGUUAAACUUAGGCUUCUCCCCGACCCCGACUGCCCAAAUACAAUGGCUGUUAAUGACUGACUAGCACAAGGUGAAAAAUAGAGCAUGUAGUUUACCAGUUAUGCAGUUGACUAGAGUUGCAGCAAAGUUGAGUUUAACUUCUAUACACUGACAAGUAACCGUUUAAUGUAAAGUGGAAUCAGUAAUCUAGAAAAUAAGACAGGUUACACCUUUUAACAUUGUGAAAAUUGUCAACAGCGUCAGUGUAUACAAGUUAAAUCCAAUAACGUUUAUACAGCUCUUGCAGUUUACAAGGCCUUCACGCGCAGCUGUAAAAUCCCUCAUUAUAUGGCAGCCCGUGUAGAGUACUUUAUAGUGAAACAAGUAUCAUCAUAUGUUUUUAUACAACAUAUGUAAAAGUGAAGAUAAUGUAUGUGCAAGACCAUGGUUAAAUUAUACAUUUCUAUGUUUUGUUGUUUUUUCUUCAA
Messenger RNA from Solanum lycopersicum (tomato), 2344 nucleotides. Its product is annotated as signal peptide peptidase-like 4. Gene Ontology annotation, cellular component: cytoplasmic side of endoplasmic reticulum membrane; lysosomal membrane; lumenal side of endoplasmic reticulum membrane. The record is from RefSeq and is a predicted model, not a curated record. Gene Ontology annotation, biological process: membrane protein proteolysis. Gene Ontology annotation, molecular function: aspartic endopeptidase activity, intramembrane cleaving. Lineage: Eukaryota; Viridiplantae; Streptophyta; Magnoliopsida; Solanales; Solanaceae.